UGCAACGAAUUGAUUUCGCUCGCACUCGGCCGAAGCGCCCCCCCAAUCACCUCCAUCCAGGGAUGAUGAGCUUUCUGUACGGACGCCAAACUCCUCAGCCCUCACCGCGUGUGACUGCGCGUGCGCCGAUGCCACCACCCCUCAAACCCCAUCCCACGCUCGUGCAUUGAGCCCAGUCGGCCCUCGCUGCCACCGCGCGUGCGCGCCUAACUCCGUCCCCCUUUCUCAUGUAACGCAACCGCCCGCGUCACGCCCCUCAUCUCUCUCCUCUUUGGAUGCUUGCUGCAUUCAAGACAUGUUUGGUGGAGUUCGGGGGAGCCGGGUGGACCCGUCAUCAUCAGUUCCCUGUCGAGCUGUCACUUUUUACCAAAUCGCACAGAUUAAUUUCGGGACAAGCCGGCCACGCCCUCCAUGUUUGUGCAUGCUUCCUCUCCCUCUCUCUCUCUCCUCUCUCCUUUCUAUAAUGAUUCUUGCUAGACCCCGCACUGCUUCUCCAGCUAGCUCGGAUGUUUGUUCUUUACCCGUGUCUUUAUUUAAAUGUGCGCAUACAAGAGGGAAGGGCGAGAUAGCGAAGGCUAAAUGGACAGGCGGGCUCGGGCGACUAAAACAAAAGACAAGACAGCGGCUGUGGAGGAAACAAUCGGAUUGGAUGCAUGCGGAAAGCUUGAGAGAAAAAGAAACGUUUCGUCCAACGGUGUGCCCUGCUCUGUUUUACAUGAUGCUAUUUCCGUCGGUGAAGCGUAUUCCGACAACAAGAUAGAUGCCACCGGGAGUGAGGAAGAAGAGGAGGAGGCGGCGUUUUGUGAGGAGGGGGUGAAGAAGAAGAUGGGGGUUUUAGCGAGGAUGGUUGGCAUGGAGGGAUGCGGCCAGCCGGGUGUCGUGCUGACGGAAGUUGUGCGUGUUCUGAAGGAGCUGGACGGUAGAGCUCGAGGCGUCUGCAGCUCUCGGAAAUGAUUCAUUUAGAGUUGAAUGGAGCGUGGAUGGUUUAAGGGGGCUAUAUAUAAUUAACGGUUUCAAUUUUUCCAUCUAUGAAUCUUCUUCUUUGUUCCUUGUUCUGUUUUCCUUCCUAUUUGAGUUACAGUGUCGAAGAAAAGUGGCUCUUUUCAAUUGCUCCGUCAUUGGUCUAAAAUUGGAUUCUGUAAGAGUUCAAAUGGAGGAAUACCGCCCGAGUUUAAAAGAUGUAUUUGAAUAGGAUGAAUACGUUAG
This is a messenger RNA of Phalaenopsis equestris, 1206 nucleotides long. RefSeq lists its product as uncharacterized. Lineage: Eukaryota; Viridiplantae; Streptophyta; Magnoliopsida; Asparagales; Orchidaceae. The coding region runs from base 580 to 954 and encodes 124 amino acids. The record is from RefSeq and is a predicted model, not a curated record. The transcript has 2 exons.